GAAAGAUAAGAAGCAUUUAAGGAGGGAACUCCCACCAUGCUGUCACAGAACUGAUGAGAUAAACUCACAGGAACUGCACGGAAGAAGCUGAAAGGAGGUCCUGGAUAUCUUAUCUGAGGCUUUGCUGAGAAGAAGCAAAGCAUGCAAGGCUGUGAGGUUGGCACCAAGCCACGCCACUGGCUGACUCUGAUCUCCGGGAUGCUGGAGUGUCUGGGCUUUGCAGGUGUGGUGUUUGGUUACGCCUCUUUGGUGUUUGUGCUGAAAGAAGACAGGUACUUCAGUGAACUCUGCAACAACGACACAGACAGCAACAGCACUUUGAUAGAGACAGACUGCAGCAGACAGGAUGAGCAGUUUUCACUGAUUUUCACGAUCGCCUCCUUCCUAAACAACUUCCUGAGUCUGAUCAAUGGCUUCCUGUUUGAUCGAUUCGGAACCAUGGUGACCAGGCUGCUGGCAAUAUUGUUGUACACCACUGGAACCCUUCUAGUGGCUUUCUCCAGCGCAGCAUCUUCUCUGUUGCUUUUCCCUGCCUUGUCCUGCAUCGCUGUGGGAGGAAUUCUGCUCCUUAUGACUAACAUGCAGGUUGGGAAUCUCUUUGCGGCUCAUCGUUCCACCAUCAUCACCCUGUACAACGGAGCCUUUGACUCUUCUUCUGCCGUCUUUCUAAUCAUCAAGUUUCUAUAUGAGCAAGGAGUGUCUCUCCACUCGUCCUUCUUGGCCUUGUCCCUCUGCAGCGUCGCUCACCUGGCGAGGACCUUCCUCCUCAUGCCGAGAACCCACAUCCCCUACCCUCUGCCUCAAUGCUACACAUACGGGGUGAACUGUGGCCAGUCCAACAGUUAUAAUGUGGAGCAGCUGGAGAGGACGAGGGAGGCUAAAAUGAGACUGGCUCUGGAUUCCUGUGAGAAGGAUGAAACAAUGAGGUCAGACGAAAAAGAGAUGGAAAACGCAGAAAAAGUGUCGAGUUUCCGGAGCUGUGUCCUGUCCUGGUUCUUCCUCUGGCAUCUGUUGUGGUUGUCCAUAAUGCAGCUGAGGCAUUACCUCUUCAUCGGCACGCUGAACUCCAGGCUGAGUCGGCUGGCCAGAAACGACCCUGACCUGGUGAGCCAGUACACCAAUGCGUUUGCAAUGACUCAACUGUGUGGAGUGGUCUGUGCGCCCUGGAAUGGACUCAUCUUGGACAGACACAAAGGAAGGCCUCGAGCUGCUGGAGAAACUGAACAUGAUGCUGACCUGCGCUCCUCCUACCUGUCUCUGUUCCUGACUUCUCUGCAGUGCCUCCUCUUCUCUGUCUGCGCCUCCAUCCCUCUCCUCUCGCUGCAGUAUCUCACCUUCAUCCUGCAGGUUCUCAAUAGGUCCUUUCUGUAUGGGGGAAACGCAGCCUUCCUUAGCAUCGCUUUUCCAUCCUGCCACUUUGGGAAGCUGUACGGCCUGGUGAUGGCGCUCUCUGCUCUCAUUUCUCUGCUGCAGUACCCCUGCUUUGCCUUGGUCAAAGGAGCUCUCCAUGGAGAUCCGUUUUAUGUGGAUGUUUCUCUUUCUCUCCUCACCUUUCUGGUGUUCAUCCAUCCCGUUUACAUCUUCAUCUACUGCAGGAGAAAAGCCCACAGCAGGGAGAACAUCCCUCUGACUGAAGCUCAUUUAGAUCCCAGAUUGGUUCAAGCUAAACUCUAGAAAAUUAACUCAUUUUAUGUGUUUACAUUUCUGCUCCUAAAUUUCCAUUUGGUUUGUUUUCAUUUCAUGAUUUUUACUAGGAAAUAGUAAUACGAAUAUUUUAUAUUACCUUUUUGUAUAAGCAGAUUUAUGUUUUUUUAAUAUUUCACAGGAACCAAUGUGAUUUUUUUUGUUGUUGUUUGAUUUAUUUUUAUCAGGUUAAAUGAUUUUUUUUAAGUGAAUGAAGUCAGGGUGUAUUUCGGUGUUCAGCAGGACUAAAGAUUAGAAAAUGACUCCAUGAGCGUUUCCAGAUUAUUGGGCAGCCAUUGUCUCUCCAGGAUCCUGGCCGUCGCCCUCCUGGCAUUUAAAAAAAACAACAACAGAAUGUUUCUGAUAAGAGAAUUGAUCAAUAA
Messenger RNA from Cyprinodon variegatus (sheepshead minnow), 2066 nucleotides. RefSeq names its product solute carrier family 43 member 3-like. The coding region runs from base 142 to 1674 and encodes 510 amino acids. Gene Ontology annotation, molecular function: transmembrane transporter activity. The record is from RefSeq and is a predicted model, not a curated record. Lineage: Eukaryota; Metazoa; Chordata; Actinopteri; Cyprinodontiformes; Cyprinodontidae. The transcript has 13 exons. Gene Ontology annotation, biological process: transmembrane transport.